AUGGCCUCUCCCUCAUCCUGGUCAGCAGCCUUGCGACACACUGCCGUCCAAACCACUCGGCGGCGUCCCCUAUCCCUCCAGCUCACCGCCCCCUCCCCACUCACUUCCUCCUCCCCUGCCUCCUUCAUCGUCCGCUGGGCAUCCAUCGUCCCCUACAGUGUCAACGAGCACGCCUACUACUCACCUCCGCCUCCACCCAUGACCCCUGAGCAAGUUCGCCAGCACCAGCAACACCGGCGGCAAUCCCUUCUGGAGGAACAGAUUCAAUUGGAGCAAACUCAGCGGAUGCGGCAGCAGCGUGAGCUCCAGCUCGAGCUGGCCAAGCACCGUAACGCUAUCCUGGAACAACAACAACAGCAACAGCAGCAGCAGCAACAGCAGCAGCAAUUGGUGAAGGCACGGCGGGUUCAACAGGACAAGAUCGAUGCAAUUGAAUCAGACAAGGACAGGGGUGAGACUGUUCCUGCACAGGAAACAAGACAACGCCAGUAUAUUGCAACGCGGCAUCGUUCCAUGUUUGGAUACCGGGCACCGGGCGAAAGCAUGGCUGCUUCGGCAGAAGUGAAGGAGGAGAAGGAAGAGAAGGAGGAGAAGGAGGAGGGGGAGGGGCAGACGUCGACCCGUCGUCCAGUACGGAUCCCGUUCAUGAUCACGGCCGAGAGCAGGGUGCGUCUGACACUGUUGGACUAUACGCCCAAGCAGAUCGAUGGCAUGACCCCGGAGCAGGCCCAUGCGAUACUGUCCCCGAAGGAGCAAGAGCCAUGCGUGGAGAAGGAGCAGGACGAGGACGUUGCCAUGGAUAUCAGUAGCCUUGUCCACGGAUCAAAGUCAGCAAGGUCGUCGACUACGGGCCUGGGCACGGACGGGCAAAGCGAACACCAGGAUAAAUAUUCAAUCCACGGUGUCACUGACGUAAUGGCCGGCCCAGUCAGGUCCGCAUCCCGUGGGCAUUCCCACGAUGGACAUGUGUCUACUUCGACUACCGCGACGACGACAUCAUCCUCCCCGUCCUCGUCCUCACGGCGAUCUUCCGGUAGCUCCUCCUCCUCGUCUUCCUCGUCCUCGUCAUCAUCCCCAACCAACCUCUGA
Gamsiella multidivaricata is the source of this 1089-nucleotide messenger RNA. RefSeq lists its product as uncharacterized. The transcript has a single exon. The record is from RefSeq and is a predicted model, not a curated record. Bases 1 to 1089 code for a protein of 362 amino acids. NCBI's taxonomy places the organism in Eukaryota, Fungi, Mortierellomycota, Mortierellomycetes, Mortierellales, Mortierellaceae.